UCUCUUCCAUCACUGAGUAAAGUGUCCACUCAUAAUCGCAGUCUACAAGGCACAAAUCCGCAGUCUCGUGGUGACUCAUCACUAGAACUUGAAGCGAUCGCAGCAGUUCACGAACUCUCAUUUGCUGUUCAAUCAAUAUCAGUUUCGGAGAUGUUACCGCGUACACCUGAACUCAUUUUCGUGAAUGUUACAACUAUUGAAGAUCUUCUACCAUCUUUGCUGUGUCAAAAAUUAUGCGGUCGAUUUCAGGCAGGAGAAGAUUGUGAUUUUGUGGCCCCAGCCAGCUCGUACGCAAAUACACCGCUGCUCGGUGAUAGUCCUUUACAUUUCCACGCGCAUAGUCUCAGUCCGUUCUCGUCAAGCACAUCUUCAUGUACAGCACCAGGUACUUCUUGA
Anisakis simplex (herring worm) is the source of this 396-nucleotide messenger RNA. NCBI's taxonomy places the organism in Eukaryota, Metazoa, Nematoda, Chromadorea, Rhabditida, Anisakidae. The record is from the annotation of a GenBank genome assembly.